Messenger RNA from Symbiodinium necroappetens, 4950 nucleotides. The record is from the annotation of a GenBank genome assembly. NCBI's taxonomy places the organism in Eukaryota, Dinophyceae, Suessiales, Symbiodiniaceae.
AUGGCAAGAUUGCUGCCCAUCUUUGACCCCAUUAAGGCCACUUUUCCCGAGGCGCUCGGGAUUCCUCGGCAACCUCCCUCUACGGGACUGGGUUCUGCGUUAGUGGCCGGGCCCCAGAGUGAGGCUUUGAGGAAAGUUCGAAAAUUGGUGCUGGAUUUUGCCACCUUCUUUGACAUUGCUGAUCUCAUGGCUGAGGAUGAGGAAGGUACCGACUCACUGGAAGCAGUGUUAGCUCCGAAAUCACCCCUCACGAUUUUGAAGCAUGUUGGUCCUGCCAGAACAUUCUGCGAGUGGUUGGUGAAGACAUCUCACUUGCCACCUUUCACGGAGCGUAUGUUGUGGUUUUUUGUGCAGUGUGUUCGCAAGAUGCAGAGGACUGCCGCUACUACGUUGGACACCUCUUUGAAGGCGAUUAAAUGGUCCUAUUAUUCGUUGGGCUUAAAAGUCGCUUUGGAGGUCUUCGCUAGUCCAAGGCUGCGAGGAGCUAUUGCUCAACAGUUGAGCUCCAAAAGCCCCUGGGAUCCGGCACCCCCGUUGCGGGUGUCGGAAGUCCUGCAGCUACAUUCGAUUGCUGAGGAUGAGCGCGUGUCCAUGAUUGAUAGAUGUGGGGCUGUGCAUUUCUUGGCUAUGUUGUAUGGUAGAGCGAGGUGCUCUGACUGUCGUUGUCUUCAAUCCCUCGUGAUUGACAAGAACUCGCAGGGUUCGUGGGACGAAUCUUUCAUCGAGUUGUCGACAGUGCAUCACAAGACUGCCCGACUGGAUGCCCAGCGCCGGCGACUUUUGCCUAUUGUGAUUCCGGGUUUUGGUGUUGCUAGCAAGCCCUUCGGUGAGAUCUUCUGCUCUGUGCGAGCCAGUGCAGGUUUGCCCAUGGAGGUACGUGACGCGCCUUUCUUGCCGGCACCUUCCCCGACAGGCGAAUGGACUAAGGAGCCGUUGGAUUCUAGCGAAAUCACAAGGUGGCUUCGCUACCUUUUGCCGAGGUCGUCUGGCGAGAAGCCUGUUUCUAGUCACUCGCUCAAGGUGACAACAUUGUCAUGGUUCAGCAAGUUUGGAGGACCUCGGGAGGUUAAACGUGUCCUUGGCCACCAUGCUGAUGCCGCCACGGGCUCGGAUGCAGUGUAUGGCAGGGACGUCCAGAGCCCCGCCCUUCGCGAGUUCUCGGUGAUGCUUGCUGCUGUGCGAAAUCAACAAUUUGAUCCUGAUAGCACCCGCAGUGGCAUGUUCCUUUCCGGCUGGACCAGGGAGUCUAUUAUCAAGGCUGCUGCUCUCCCGGUAGAAUCAGAAGCACAGGACAGCGAUGACGGUUUGGAUGCUGCGCUGAAUGUAGUUUCAGAUGUAUCCGAUUCUGAGCCGGAGGACUCCGAGGGGCCCUCUUUUUGGGCCCACCCCAGCAGUAAGAUUUUGCACAAAACUGUGCUUGGCUCGGCCACCUUCAUGUGUGGCAGAUUGCAGAGUACCGGCUCAAAGGUGGCUCAUUCCGAGGUUGCAAUGACGAGCUUGGUGGACUCGGCACCCUACUUGGUCCAACGGGCCACUGAGGUGUCGCUGACACAGCGAGUGUCGGAGAAGCUGCAGUCCAAGGGAGUCAUUACCUUGGCACAACUUGCAUUUUGUGUUGGGCAGCCCGGACAGGUUCUCGUUCAGGCUGAUUUUGACAGGUGGGCCGAUGGCAUUUUGAACGACAUGACAGUGGGUGAGAAAGCGUCUUUGCGUAGGCUCAUUCUUGAGGCGCAGACUUUGUUGGUUGCCACCUUGAAGGAUAUGGCUGAGCAGCCGGAAAACGCCUCCCCCAAAAAGGUGGGGCUGGCUGAGCGCAAUUCUCGUAUGGACCAGCUCCGAUCUCAGCUGGUCGGGGUUUCGAUCACGGGACAGCUUGAGCCCAGCCAUGCUUUGCUGGAUUUGACAGUGCAGCAGUGGGACAAUCGUUGCCUCAAACACAUUGGUCCUGAGAAAUGUCAUAGCAGAGAGGAUGAGGUCCAAAACCUCAAGCCUUUGUCUACCAGCAUCUCGCUGGAAGGGGGCAAGUUGAAGGUAACAGAGAGCGCUGGCUUAGAUGACAGGGACAUCGAAGGGUCUCUUCAGGUCCUUAAUGCUCUGAGACGACGAGGCAUUGCCUAUGCUUUUGCUCGAUUGAUUAGUUGGGACAAGCACGAGGCGUACCUCGCCUCACUGUUCGCCUACUUGACUCAACCUGCUCAGGCAGGUUACCGCAAGGUGUCUCUUCGCCAGGUGCUUCGUGCUGACAAACUCGCCUUUGCCAAGAUGGCUGAGGCCGGCGAGGACAUACGAGCGGACAGUUCGGGCAAAUUGCCGUUGGAUGAAGCCAUUUCCAACAUCUUGAAGGAUUACUCCCUAAUUGUGGCAUUGCUUCCCCUUGCUGAUGUUGAAGGGCUGUCUGGGAAAGGCCGGCAAGGACAGUGGCGUCGGCCGGGGCCCUACGCCCCUUUUCUUGGCAAGAAAGGUAAGUUUGGCAAAGGUGCUGGCGCCGGCAAGGGGUUCGACUCUUGGGGAGGCAAGGGUUUCGAAUCCUGGGGCGGCAAGGGGAAGGCUCCCUGGAAGGGCAAGGACCCUAAGGGCAAAGGAGCCGGAGCCUCGGUUGCGAGGCAGGAAUGGUUGCCGGAAGGCUUGCGGUACCAAGGAGCUUCGGCUUGGAGCAAGCGUGGUGGCAAAGUGUGUUAUGGUUACAACUUGGGGCAGUGUACUGAUUCGGCUUGCCAGAAGGGCGAGCACUGCUGCAUCAUUUUCGCUUGCGGUGGUGAUCAUCCUGUCUCCCAGAGUGCCGAAGAUGCAUUUUUCCUCGCCGAUGAUGCGAUGGGCGGUGGGGGGGAAAGUCCCCCACGGCCGGUCGCGGCCGUGGCCCCGGUUCUCCAGAUGGAUUUUGCUACUAAGAGGACGCAGGACCUCCUCUUUCAGUGGCUUGAGGGUUCCAAGCUGGCAGGGGUGCUCAUAUGCAUUCCCGCCAUGACGUUGCCAGCUGAUGUGAUUCAAUUUUGCGUGCAUUUUGCCAGCAGUUGUUUGCAGCGAUCACUUCCUUUGGUGAUCGAGGGGAGGCCUGAGUCUCCGCUUUGGUCGGCUCUUGGAGAGUCGACGGCCCUCGCAGGACUUCCAUGUGACCUGGUUGUUAACUUGCGAGAUUACAAGAGCGGUACGACCCGUAUCGUCUCAGACAUGCCUGAGAUCCGGGUUGCCUCGAGUACCCUAGUUGUGCCAGGACAAUCUGGUAGUCGGAUGACUAAGGAAGCCGGGUGUGCUUACCCGGCCGCUUUCGCGACCAUGUUGGCUGACGUAUUUUCCACGGCGAUUGAAGCCAGGGGCAUCCGUUGCAGAAGCGCAAAGAUCGCCAAUCGGCACCUUAGGGCAUCGGCUAUGUUGCAGCCAAGGGGCGCCUCGCCGUACCCGGUGGUUGACGAGUGGAAGUUGGUGGUGUAUGCCUUGGUUCCUGUCCAGUCUAGCUGUGACCCAUUCGCAGGCGAUAAACGACUUAAGGAGGCUUGGCUGGUGCCUCCCGGGGUGAUCGUGGUACCGAGCAUGCAAGUGCUCCCGGCUGAUUCUCAGCUGUUGUCACGGGCUCAGAGUGGGGGGCCGAUGAGCCCGCAACUCCAGCAGAAAAUACAGGAGAUGGGCGAAGUCUCGAAGAUCCUAGGAUCCAAGAGGAUCCUACUUUUCAAAGAGAUCUUACAAACCAUCAACUAUGAUGAUAUGGGCGUGGUCAAUGAACUGACGACAGGACCUUUUGACUUCGACGCUUUGCCUCCCGGUUGUUUGGUGAGCUCGAGAUUUCCUCUGAUGCAAGGGACCAAGCUGAGGUGCAAGGGUCUAAAUCAUGUCUUCGGCAAAACUGCCGACUUGAAGAGUGCUUACAGACAAUUGGCCAUCUCGGACGACAGUCUAAGGUUUUCGUACCUGGCUGUGUUUGAUCCCAAGACGAAAAAGGCUAAGCUGUUCAGACAGCUAGCGGUUCCUUUUGGUUCGACGAAGGCAGUUUAUUGCUUCUUGAGGGUUGCGAGAGCUCUGUGGACGAUUUUGGUUGUGGGAGCAAAGAUUCCAACCACAAACUACUUCGACGACUUUGUCCUGGUUGCUCUCGAAGGUGACCGAACUUCUUGUUCUAGGACCUUCCAUGAGGUGUUGAAGUUGUUGGGCUGGCGAUUGUCCGAUGACAAAACGACUGACUGGGACACCAGCUUUGAGGCCUUGGGAGUCUUGUUUGAGAUUGACCAAACUGGCUCAGGAGUCCUUAGGAUUACUAACACGGAGAAAAGAAGGAAAGAGCUGAUGGAGUCGAUCCAAGAGAUCUUGACCCAGGGUCAGCUGCCCCAGAAGGAUGCGCUUCAACUCCGGGGUCGUUUGCAAUUCGCCCAAGCCCAGUUCUUCGGUAGGACCGGAGGCCUUGGUGGAGUCCUGCUUACAGGAGCAGGUUCGGCGAUAUCUUUCUUCUCAGUCCCUAUCUCAGAGGAACAAGUUCAACAGCUGUCAGCUUGUGAUGAACAGACUAUCAUUUAUGAGUUGGAGAUGUUCGGAGUUCUGAUUGCUUUGAAACUCCUCGCUGAAGAGACAGUCGCCUUUGCAGACUCUUAUCGCCAAUCGGGAGCCACCGCCGGAGUAGGAGUUACAUGCUUUAUCGAUAAUGAUGCCGCGCGCUUUGCAUUCGUUGCUGGGAACUCCAAGAAAGGAGUGGCAGGCAUUCUUGUGGACGAGGCCAACUUCAUUGAGUAUGUACAUGGUAUAUUACCAUGGUACAGUCGAGUUGCAUCCCCUGCAAAUCUUGCAGACGAGCCGUCUAGAAUGAAGGUUGACAGAGUGAAGCGCCUUGGCUUCAGAGAUCUCUCCACUAAGGCCGACAAGAUGGUUGGUGGAUUGAUUAAGAAGAUUGUUGGAGUGUUGCAUUGUCACGACAACUCGGUUAAGACUGGGGGGACCGACCAAGCUGUCGAUCCAAUGCAGAUGUGA